AUGGCCAGCUCGGCGGUGACGCGCGGCCCUCACGUGACCGCGAGCUGCAGAGCGACGCAGACUUCAGUGCAGUCAUCACUCCAGUCUGGGUACCAGCUGCCCGGCGCACGGCGGGCUGGCAUCGGCCCGGGCAAAGAGCAGCAGGUAAGGCCGGGGGCCGCGCGCUUCCCCCAGCCGCAGUCGCCUGCCGACCCCAGAAUUGGGUGCGAGGGAACAGUGAGCUUUGACUGGGCGAAUGUGCUGGGGAAGCCCCAGGUUCUGCCUGCCAGGGAAAUGGGUCUCUGCAUCCAGAAAGGCAGAUCUGCCUGUAGGUCUGCUGUAGGGAUUGGCACCACUGGAAGCGAAGAAACAAGGGAAAUUGCCCCGAUCAGUAUAAACUGGUCUAAAGAUCGCAUGAAUUUAUAGAUCUGCUUUAUGGUGUAUCAUCAAUCAAGAGAAGCAGAGAGGAGGGAACUGCCUCAGAUCAUUACAGGUCCACCUCUAGUGGCAGCUGUAGUGGCCUUUGAGUGGCUGAAGAUACACCCAAACCUACCAUCCUCUUUCCCCAGCCUAAGUGAGCACUGUCUGUUCCUUGUUCGUGCCUUCAACAGGGGUGAUUACAUGGGCCGCAUUCAGGAAGUGGGCUGGGUGACUGCAGGACUGGUGAUCUGGGCUGGCACCUGUUACUACAUUUACAGAUUAACCAAGGGAAGAGCCCAGAGUGUGAGGAGACUGACCAGAAAUGGGUCCAGAGUCAAGAUGGAGACUAUGGUUGAGGUGCAGAACCAGACUUUGGCCAAGAGUGAAGCCAUGGCUGGGGCAGAGAUUGAGAGUAUACCCAAGGCCAAGAUUGGAGCAGAAAGUGGAGCAAGAGGUGGGACUAAGGCUGAAGUAGCCCUAGCCACUGCUAUAGCCAGCCCCAAGGUCAACUCCCAGGUCAAGGCAAUGACUGGGACAGAGGCCAAGGCAGAGGCAGAGCUCCAAUCUGAGACCAAAGCAGUUUUUGGAACAGUGAUCAAGACAGAGGCAAUGGCUCUAAAUAGGGCCAAGGCCAAAGCCAGGGAAGUUUCCAAGAAAGAGGCAAUGACGCAAACUGAGGCUGAGGCUGGGAGAGUAGUAAAGAAAGAGGCAGUGACCCAGACCAAGGCUAAAGCUUGGGCACUGGCUGCCAGGGCAGAGGUCAAGAAAGAAGCAAUGACCCAGACCAAAGCUGAAGCUUGUACAUUGGCUGUAAAAGAGACAGAGAUUAAAAGAGUAAUGGUGACACAGACUGAGGUCUUGGCAGUGACCAGGGAAGUGGUCAAGAUGGGAGCAAUGAACAAGACUGGAAUUGUGGCUGAGACCAAGGCAAGAGCCAUGGAAGAGACUGUAUUGAUCCCAGGAGCAUUCCCUAAUAAAAGCCCUUCAUGCUGA
Trichechus manatus latirostris (Florida manatee) is the source of this 1392-nucleotide messenger RNA. It is a transcript of the gene ARMCX4, whose product is annotated as armadillo repeat containing X-linked 4. Lineage: Eukaryota; Metazoa; Chordata; Mammalia; Sirenia; Trichechidae. The record is from RefSeq and is a predicted model, not a curated record.